AUGAAUAAUCUAUUGAAAUACAGAAAAUUUGUUAUAAUAGAAAUAUUAUUAAUUACAUUUACAUAUUGUAUUGUAUCAAAUAUUUUUAUCAAUUCAUUAAAUAAAGGUUCUACAAAAAGGAGUAUAUAUGUAGAAGGGUAUAAUUGGGAUAUAUUAGAAAAAUGGAAAUCAAUAAAUAAAAAGGAAAAAUUAGAAUAUAAAAUAAAUUAUAAUAUUGGGUUAAGUAUAGAUGCAGAAAUUGGUGAUUUUGGUGACUAUAAUUCAGAUGUAAAAACUGAUUUAAUUUUAUAUAGAUAUAAUGAAGAUAAAAUAAUUAGUACUAUAUAUAUAUAUAUAUUUAGUGUUAAGGAUAACAAAUUUGUUUAUUUCACUGAAGUUAGUUUUGAAGGAAAAGUUAUGAAUAUAACAGCUAUAGAUUUAAAUUUUGAUGGUUCAUUAGAUAUUUUAGUUUUAUUUUCACACCCAAAAAAUAGUAAUAAAUAUUACAUAUGUGCUUUUUUUCAAAAUGAAAAUGAACAAUUAGAAGAAGUAUGGAAUUCUAAGAAAAAAGAAGAAUUAAAUGAAAGCAUAUCUGAUAAAGAGGAAAAAAACAUAUAUUAUUCUAAUGUUCAUCCCUUAGUUUGUGAUAUAAAUAAUGAUGGGCUACCUGAUUUAAUCGGUCAACAAACAAAUGGUAAUAAUUCUUUUUUUAGAUUUAUAUGGAUUAAUAAUAAAAAUGGUUUCAAAAGUAUCCUAUGGGAAAAUAUGGAUAUUUUUAAAUAUAAAGAAUUAGGAGAGAUUAGUAAUCCUAACUCUAGUGCUAUAGUAGAUCUAAAUGGAGAUUGUAAGUCGGAUUUAGUAUUUACUGUAUAUGAUAAUCAAAAGAACAUUUCUUUAGAGAUAUGGUUAAAUAAGAUAGUAGAUGGAAAAAGUAUGUAUAUAAAAAAUUCUGAGAACUACAGUCUUCCUAUAAAUUCAUUGCAAGUUUUAUUUGGAGAUUUUAAUGCAGAUGGGUCAGUUGAUUUAGUUGUGCCAACUUGUAUUAAAAGACCUUUAUGUAAUAAUUGUUGUGUUCAGGAUGAUAAAAUAUAUUUUAUUCCAAAUUUACAGAAAAAAAUAUGCGAUAAAACAUGGAAAAAGGUAGAUGAGACAAAAUGUAGGCCUGCAUCUAAUUUAUGUUCUGAAAGUGACUUUGAAUUUGAAGAUGAUUUAGAUGACGACUUUGUAUCCACUGUUGAUAUUAAUGGUUUACAUUUAUCUGGGAAUUCAGAUUAUCCAUAUUAUUUGAGUGUUGGUGAUAUAGAUAAUGAUGGCUAUUUAGAUUUAUUAAUAACAUUAAGAAAUGAUAAAGGUAAUAAAUAUGUAAGAAUAUAUAAAAAUGAACUUAAAUUAUAUGAUAAACAACGUAGUUUAGAAAUAAGAGGAUUUUAUAAUUUUUAUCAGUUUGUCACUUCACCAAGUGAAUCAGUAACUGAUGUUUACAAUGCAGCAUUUUUUGAUAUUUUUGAAAACGGAGUUUUAGAUAUUUUAAUAUUUGGAAAAUAUAUAAAUGAUAAUAAAAUAACUAAGUAUGCAGCUGUUGGUUUUAUAAGAGAUAACGAAACAGAUUCAUUAUUUUUAAAGUCAACUGCAUUGAAUGGAAUAUGUGUAAAUGAUUGUUAUCAGAAAAAUGAAAAAAUUAUAACUAAAGUAUUUGGUGGUAAUGCACACGGUCCAACAUUUAAAAUAACUGUAAUUGAUGUUAAUGGAAUUAAAACAAGUAGAAUUGGAAUUCAGAAAAGUCAAUCAGCUCAUUUCCCACUUCAACUCCCUUAUGUUUUUUUUGGUUUAGGUAGAACAAGUAAUUAUGUAGAAGAAUUUUAUGUAGGUAUGCCUACACAUGAAAAAAAAUAUUUUAAUAUGUGGGUUUCUAUAAUACCCAAUUCUCAUAUUAUUGUUAUUCCUUAUCCUUUAAAUAAUUCUAAUAAAUGGCAAAUUCAACUUUCUGUAAAUCCUUCAAAAAAAAUUUAUUCUAUAAUAUAUAUUACUCUUAUAUGUUUAACUGUUAUUGGUAUACUUAUUUUUAUACUAGACAGAAAAGAAAAAAUUGAAGAUUCAAAAGAAGAACUUGGAUUUAAAAGUCAUUUCGUUAUAGGAUAA
Messenger RNA from Plasmodium gallinaceum, 2118 nucleotides. Its product is annotated as conserved Plasmodium protein, unknown function. NCBI's taxonomy places the organism in Eukaryota, Apicomplexa, Aconoidasida, Haemosporida, Plasmodiidae. The coding region runs from base 1 to 2118 and encodes 705 amino acids. The transcript has a single exon. The record is from RefSeq and is a predicted model, not a curated record. Gene Ontology annotation, cellular component: plasma membrane.